AACACUUCCUCUUCCCGGGCAGCAGGGUGCGCUGUCACGGCAGCGUAACAGAAGCGUUUUCCGGGUCAGCUCUUUCAUUGUCCCGCUUCGUUCACGCAACAGUCCUUCCGGCCUGACCGCCAUCAAAGAUAGCAGACAUGGCUAUUCGUUAUCCUAUGGCUGUUGGCCUUAACAAAGGCCACCCAGUCACCAAAAAUGUAACUGCUCCCAAACACAGCCGCCGGCGCGGGCGUCUGACCAAACACACAAAGUUUGUGCGGGAUAUGAUCCGUGAAGUGUGUGGGUUUGCUCCGUAUGAGAGGAGAGCCAUGGAGCUGCUGAAAGUGUCCAAGGACAAGAGAGCCCUCAAGUUCAUCAAGAAGAGGAUCGGCACUCACAUUCGGGCCAAGAGAAAGAGAGAAGAGCUGAGCAACGUACUGGCUGCCAUGAGAAAGGCUGCUGCCAAGAAGGAGUAAAAAGUCAUUUAAUAAAACGUGAAACUACA
Messenger RNA from Oreochromis niloticus (Nile tilapia), 484 nucleotides. RefSeq names its product ribosomal protein L36 (gene rpl36). Gene Ontology annotation, cellular component: ribosome. The coding region runs from base 138 to 455 and encodes 105 amino acids. Gene Ontology annotation, biological process: translation. The record is from RefSeq and is a predicted model, not a curated record. The transcript is spliced from 4 exons. Gene Ontology annotation, molecular function: structural constituent of ribosome. Lineage: Eukaryota; Metazoa; Chordata; Actinopteri; Cichliformes; Cichlidae.